AUGGGGGGGAACUUGCUUCAGGCCUUUUCGAGUCUGACAAGAAGCCUAAGUAUAACUUCAGUUGAACAACCGAUUGAAAAAGCACAAGGAGAUAAAGUUACGUUGCCAUGUACUUUUGUACUCUCAGAAGAAGAUGAAGGCCCACUAGAUAUUGAGUGGGUAUUGAUACCAGCAGAUAAUCAAAAGAAGGAACAAAUAAUAAUUAUGUAUGCUGUAGACAGGAUUUAUAAUCAUUAUUAUGCUGCUAUGACUGGACGGAUGCAGUUUACUAAUCCUGAUCCCAGAUCUGGUGAUGGUUCAUUGGAUAUCUUAAAUUUAAAGUCGGCAGACACUGGCACGUAUCAGUGCAAAGUGAAGAAGGCGCCUGGAGUUCAAAGCCAAAAAAUACAGCUGACUGUACUUGUAAAGCCAGCGAGAACUAAAUGUUCCAUUGAAGGAUCACAGGAGAUUGGAAAAGAUGUUAUCUUGAAAUGUGCAUCACAAGAAGGAUCCCCACUUUUGUCUUAUGACUGGAGGAGAGUAUCUGGCAAACAGGAACUUCCUGCCACUUCCAUGCUGAAUAAAAAUACAGGGGAACUUCUCUUGAAAAAUGCCUCUCAAGACUAUUCUGGUACAUACAGUUGUGUUGCCUCAAACAGAGUUGGCACAGAUGAAUGUUCUCUUGAGCUGAAAGUCACCCCUCCUAUAAAUACAGCUGGUAUAAUUGCUGGAGCUAUUAUAGGAACUGUGCUGGGUCUUUCUGUACUGGCUUUUCUUGUCAUCUGUUGCUGUAAGAAACACAGAGACAAGAAAUAUGAGAAAGAAGUACAUCAUGAUAUCAGAGAAGAUGUCCCACCUCCAAAAAGUCGCAGUUCAACAGCACGCAGCUACAUAGGCAGCAAUCGUUCUUCUCUGGGUUCAAUGUCUCCCUCAAAUAUGGAAGGAUAUACCAAAACUCCAUAUAGCCAAGUCCCAAGUGAAGACUUUGAACGUCCUCCUGGUCAAAAUGCAACCUUUGCACCUUCAAAGGUAGCUGCACCUAAUUUAAGUAGAAUGGGAGCUGUUCCUGUGAUGAUUCCAGCACAAAGCAAAGAUGGGUCCAUAGUAUAAAAUAUUAUUAAUUUAAAUGCUGGUUUUGAUGUGUUCAUUGUAAGUGUUAGAGAAAACUACUGUGUUCCAUCCCUCAUUUAAACAAUGGCAUGCAAUUUUCCUUGAAGAAACUGAACAAGCUAGUGUGAAAAGCCACCAAUUCUCAUUUUUAAUUUUAAACUUAUUAGUAUGACAGUUGAACUAUUUGCUAAAAGCGUUGAAGAUCCUAAAUAUCGGACAC
This is a messenger RNA of Charadrius vociferus (killdeer), 1309 nucleotides long. RefSeq names its product coxsackie virus and adenovirus receptor (gene CXADR). The record is from RefSeq and is a predicted model, not a curated record. Gene Ontology annotation, molecular function: cell adhesion molecule binding. Gene Ontology annotation, cellular component: bicellular tight junction; intercalated disc; basolateral plasma membrane. The transcript is spliced from 7 exons. NCBI's taxonomy places the organism in Eukaryota, Metazoa, Chordata, Aves, Charadriiformes, Charadriidae. The coding region runs from base 1 to 1089 and encodes 362 amino acids. Gene Ontology annotation, biological process: homotypic cell-cell adhesion.